AUGAGUUCCAAGAUAGAUCCGGCUAAACUGAAGGUAGUAGAUUUACGGAAUGAACUUUCGGCUCGAGGGCUUGAUGCGAAAGGCACCAAACCUAUACUCGUUAAACGUUUAAAAGAAGCCUUAGAGAACGAAUUAGAUGAAGAAAUAGCUGAUACAUCAAUAUUAGAUACUUCAACGGAGGAGGUUGAAGAUGACCUGACGCCAAAAAAUACCUCGCUUACCGAUGCAAAGGACGAAGCGGCGAGGGUCGCGGGAAGCGCCCCUUCUCCGGAACAGGACGUACCCGACGAAGGUGAAUCCGAAAAAACCGACGAACCUGUGGCAACACUAGAACCUACACCGGUGCCUGAAAUCGAAUCGACGCCUGCACCAGCCGAGGUGCCAGUACCUGAAGUUAAGCCUACGCCUGUACCUGAGGAAUCCAAGCCUUUGGUGAAAUCGCCCGAAAAGCAAGAUGCCCCAGUCGAGUCCUCCGAGGCGCCUACAAUAGAAGACAAUGACGCGGAAGAGCAAGAGGCUUCGAAUAAACCCGAAAAUCUUCCCGCUUCUAUGGAAGCCAAUUCAGAACCAACUGAAGAAGCUGCAUCAGAACAAGAAAACGGAGAACAGGAAGAUAAAAUGGACGCUCAGGACGAUGCCUCGAAGACGGCGGACGAAAAGGACGCCGAUGACCAACAGAAAGGCGAAAAACGCAAGAGAAACAGCGAUUCGCCCGAUCGAUCGCACAAGCGACAGAGGACCCCCAUCAAAGAAGACGAGCCCGAAAUAAACGCCGAGGCUGUACAGCUCAGCUGGUACGAUUCAGAUCUAUACUUGCAAGUAGAUAAAACAUCAUUUUUAUCCGCGAAGCCAAUGAACGACGGUGCAUUUGGAUACGUAUGGGCCGGAGCUAGAGCUACGCACGGAAUUUCAACGGGAAAGGUCUGCUACGAAAUGAAAAUAACGGAGAAAUUAAAAUGGGACGAUUGGCAACAACAACCGGAUCAUCGAGACAACAGGUACAGGGACAGACGAAGCAGACGAGAUUAUUACGACAGAGACGAUAAGAGAAACACCGAUAACGUCAAAAACGAUCCAGAGAAACCUAAAGAGGACCCUAAAGAAGACCCCAAAGAGACUGAUAACGCGAGUGAGAAUAAAGACGAAGAAAUUCCAUGCGAGAAAGACGAGAAGGACCAAACCGAAGCCGAAGCAGUCGAACCGAUGGAGACUAACGAAAGUGAAGCUGUCGAAAAGAAAGAUGAUGACAAACCAGAAGAAAAAGACGAUCAGAAUGAAACGGACGAUAAGAACGAACAAGACGAUAAGAAUGAACAAGAUAAUAAAACUGAACAGGACGAUAAGAACGAGAAAGAGGACAAAAAGGAGGAAACUCCGGAAGAAGAAUUCGUUCCUAUACCGACUCAUUUUAUCAGACUGGGUUGGUCAGCCGCUUGGACUUCAUUACAACUGGGAGAAGAUGAUAAAUCGUACGGUUACGAUUCCUCUGGAAAAAUCGUUAAAAACAAGGAGUUCUCCGAUUACGGUAUAACGUUCGAUGUUGGAGACGUAAUUGGUACAUUUUUGGACAUCAACGACUCGUCAAUAACGCUUCAAUUCACCGUGAAUGGACAAAUUCAACCGACUAUCGAAAUACCCAGGGACGAUUUACCCGAAGAUCUCGCCUUGUUCCCUCACGUUCUAUCCAGAAACUACGCCUUAGAAUUGAAUUUCGGCGAACAGGACGAACCGUGGUGCGCCGUACCUUCGGAACUGUCCGAUUACACAUUCAUAAGCAAAGUUGAGGAUAAAGUAGCCGGUCCAACGAGACCCGAAACCAGAUCAGAUUGUGAGGUGCUUAUGAUGUGCGGUCUACCAGCUUCAGGAAAAAGCGAGUGGGUCAAGAAUCACAUUGCUGCUGAUGUGGAUAAACAUUACACUGUACUGGGUGUCUCCAAUUUGUUCGAUAGAAUGACGGUAUUUGGAGAACCAAUGAAGUCGAAGUUCAAGGGUAAAUGGAGCACUCUAGUGGACAGGAUCUCGAAAAUUUUGAAUAGAUUAGUAUUCAUGGCGGCUCAAAGAAGGAGGAACUACAUUAUCGAUCAGACAAACGUGUUCCCAUCAGCCCAGCGCCGUAAAAUGCGGCCGUUUGAGGGCUUCAAGAGAAAGGCGAUCGUACUUGUAAACGAAGACGAAGAACAGGCUAGACGUCAGGCUUUGCAAGAGACCCUGGAGGGUAAAGAGGUCCGCGAUAGUACUUUGCUUGACAUGAAAGCCACCAUGGCCAUACCCGAGGCGGGCGAUUGGCUCGAAGAAGUCGUUUACGUCGGCGUAGACGAGGAAAAGGCCAAGAAAAUCAUCAAGGAUUACAACGCAGAGGGUCAAUCGGCCGGAUACGGACACGAAAAGAGAUACAAGAGAGACUGGUGGAAUCAGAAUAAAAGAAAUAACUACCGCUCGGGAAGGAACUAUCAAAGACCGAGAAGCGGCGGCUACAACCGCCAAUACGGCCCGUCCCCGUGGGUUCAAUCGAGACAAGGCGGCGGCGGCGGUGGCGGCGGCGGCGGAUGGAAGGAUCAAAGAACGCGCGAAUGGAGAGGUAACGAUUACAACCGAAGAGAUAGGGAUUACUAUUCGCAAUCCGGCUACGGAGGCGGCGGCGGCGGCGGUCGCUAUCAAUCGAGCAACAGAUCCCAGGGCGGCGGCGGCCAGCGUUGGGGCGGCAACGGCGGCGGCGGCGGUUGGGGAGGCGGUUGGAAUCAACAGAGCUACGGCAGGCAGAAUUGGAAUAAUCAGGGCGGCAACGGCGGCGGUCAGGGCAAUUGGAGCGGCGGCAAGUACGGUUCGUCCGGCUCGGGGUACAGCAGCUGGAGUUAUUACGGGCAACAGCAACAACAUUGGAGCGGACAGGGGCAGCAGCAGCAACAACAACAAAGUCAUUCUGGUUAUGCGAUGAAUACCCCGAGUCAGGGCCAAACGCAGGGCCAGUACGCCCAAGGUUAUAGUACCCAGGAAGCGUGGGCACAAUACGCCAAGCAGUAUGCUCAGCAUCAGCAAAUGGCGCAAAAUCAACCAGCGGCUGAUACAACCCAAAACAAAUAA
Molecule: messenger RNA, 3081 nt
Organism: Phyllotreta striolata
Lineage: Eukaryota; Metazoa; Arthropoda; Insecta; Coleoptera; Chrysomelidae
Source: the annotation of a GenBank genome assembly